This is a messenger RNA of Hipposideros armiger (great roundleaf bat), 1384 nucleotides long. Its product is annotated as BTB/POZ domain-containing protein KCTD8. Lineage: Eukaryota; Metazoa; Chordata; Mammalia; Chiroptera; Hipposideridae. The record is from RefSeq and is a predicted model, not a curated record. The transcript has a single exon. The coding region runs from base 42 to 488 and encodes 148 amino acids.
CUACUUUUUUUUUUUUUUCCUUUUUAGGACCACCUCAUAAAAUGGUGUCACCUAAACAAGAACAUGAAGAUAGAAAACAUGACAAAGUCACAGAUAAAGGAAGUGAAAGUGGGACUUCCUGCAAUGAGCUCUCCACUUCCAGUUGUGACAGCCACUCAGAGGCGAGCACUCCCCAGGAUAACCCACCCAAUGCCCAGCAGGCAACAACUCAUCAACCUAACACCUUAACAUUGGAUCGCCCUUCCAAAAAAGCACCUGUGCAAUGGAUGCCCCCACCAGACAAACGCAGAAACAGUGAACUCUUUCAGACACUCAUCAGCAAGUCCCGGGAAACAAAUCUUUCCAAAAAGAAAGUCUGUGAGAAGCUCAGUGUGGAAGAAGAAAUGAAAAAAUGUAUUCAGGAUUUUAAAAAAAUCCACAUUCCAGAUUAUUUUCCAGAGCGUAAACGCCAGUGGCAAUCUGAACUGUUACAGAAGUAUGGGUUAUAGUAAUUAUCACAUUCCUGCAGUACUUUGAUGACAUUCAAUGUUUACUACAGUGUCACCACCUGACUGUGUCCUAACAAUGGUCAGUGUGAUCCUUGCUGCUCUUCUUUUUUGUGAACAGUGGACGUGGGACAGUAUUUUCUUUCAUUCUUUUUUGUUGUUGUUGUUGUUUUUAGAGAUAUAAAAGAAAAAAAAGAAAACCAAUAAAGUUGAAUCAAAAUGGUGUAUCUGAUUCAAACUAUUUUGCAAGAAUGAAAGUAAAACGUGCAUGAGCAAGAAGCUUAGAAUCUUGAUUUUUGAACUGUGGUCAACUGGAUAUGUUUGUCAUUUUGUGACUCACCAAAAGGAAAUCAUAUCACUCCAACUAAAAUGACAAUGUGGAUGAAGUAACAUCAAGUAAAAUGUUAGAUGAUGGUUUUGGGACUCAGAUCCAAAACUGUUUAAAUGUUAAUGCAAUAAAAACAAGUAUUAUUUUUGCAUGAGCACAGUGUUACAAAUAAACCACAAGGCAUAGGGAAGAUCUGUUUGUCGCUUAGAAAGAAAAAAAAAAUACAAAAAAUAAAACAGAAAAAAAAAAAGUGUUUCAGGCAAAGCCUGUAAAUGUAAGCUGUCUAGGAGAUUGAAUUUUAUUUGUUCUGGAUAUGUGAUUUUUUUUGUGUAGGUGUAUGGUGUUCUGUAUGUUAAGAUGGUGUAAAUAUGCCUUAUACUGUUGUGUUAUGGCACUGACAUUCAUCUAUUAAUGCUAGUCACUAUUAUUUCUGUGAAAUGAGUCCUUACAUCAGGCUGUGAAAAUUGGUAUGACAAUGUUCUGAAAGAUCCUAUUAUCAUAUUAAUCAAAAUAAUUGAGGGAAAUGGUAAAGAGCUCUAUGUAUUUAUUAAAAAAGUACAGUAUAUUAGAA